This is a messenger RNA of Macrosiphum euphorbiae (potato aphid), 243 nucleotides long. The record is from the annotation of a GenBank genome assembly. Lineage: Eukaryota; Metazoa; Arthropoda; Insecta; Hemiptera; Aphididae.
AUGUUAGCAUUGAAACUUAUAUCAUACAUCGCAACAAUGUUCUAUAACCUAAAAUGCACAGUGGGAAACGUCUGUUGCCGUAACCUUGAAAAGGCCGGAGAACGCGGCCGUGGACUCCCCGGCGGUGGUACUCCGCGGUUUGUUGGCCAUGCGCAAAGAAGCCGAUGGUCGCCGUGCGUUGGCGGUGGGACGGCUCCGCGGCCGUCGGUUGCCAGUCCUACGCUUAGUCUGACUAAAGAAUAA